AUGGGUGAGAAUACGUGGCGACAUGCGAGACGCCAAGCGAAUAUGGCGGCACACAUCAUGGCACAUAGUGAUAUAAGCUGGAACUCUCCAGUGUUGUGGGUUGAUAGUCCUACACAUUUCCUUGUUAAUCAGUUGAUUUUGGACAAUGUAACGAUUUCAUCUGAUUAA
Molecule: messenger RNA, 168 nt
Organism: Linum tenue
Lineage: Eukaryota; Viridiplantae; Streptophyta; Magnoliopsida; Malpighiales; Linaceae
Source: the annotation of a GenBank genome assembly